AUGGUAAAGCCAUUAUUAUUCAAGGGCGAGAAGAAAUCAAGGAAGCGCAAAGCUCCUUCAACUGAAACACGCAAUGACCCAGCAGACGUAAAGGCACUGGCGAUGCCUAGUCAUCAAAUCGAUGUCCCAGAAGCGGAUGGUUGGGUGAGUGCCGAAGCUGCGACAGACGUCAGUGGUCCCAUCAUCUUCGUUUUACCUUCUUCCCCGCCAUACUGCAUCGCGUGUGAUGCCAAUGGAAAGGUUUUCACCAGCGAAUUGGAAAAUCUUGUCGAAGGGGAUCCCAAUAGUGCAGAACCCCACGAUGUGCGCCAGGUUUGGAUCGCGAGCAAGGUGGCAGGGACAGAAGAGUUUAGCUUCAAAGGGCAUCACGGCCGGUACUCAAACUCGAUGCCUUUUCUGGGCUAUGAAAUCUUGACAAUGUACAGAUAUCUAAGCUGUGACGAGACUGGAAGUCUCUCAGCAAAUCGCGAAGCCAUUUCUCCUGAGGAAUCCUUUCGCUGCAUCCCAUCUCCCAAGGUGCCCUGCGCCUUCAGUGUUCAGACCGUCAGAGACACAUUCCUCAACGCGUUGGAUGAAGUGAAAGGCCUAGAGGUCCGAGGUGACACCGAAUCUGUAUCUUUCAAAUCCACGCUGCGAAUACGGAUGCAGGCGAGGUUUAAGCCAAAGAACAAAGCGCACAAGGAGCAGAAGGUGAAGGAGAGGAUCAGUCGUAAGGAGUUGGAAGGAGCGGUAGGGCGACAUCUGGAAGACGAUGAAGUUCGACGACUCAAGAAGGCGAGGAUGCAAGGUGAUUUCCACGAAGCGAUUCUAGAUGUCAGAGUUAAGGGAAAACACGAUAAAUUCGGCUGA
Messenger RNA from Bacidia gigantensis, 849 nucleotides. RefSeq lists its product as uncharacterized. Gene Ontology annotation, cellular component: nucleolus; striated muscle dense body; catalytic step 2 spliceosome. The transcript has a single exon. The record is from RefSeq and is a predicted model, not a curated record. Lineage: Eukaryota; Fungi; Ascomycota; Lecanoromycetes; Lecanorales; Ramalinaceae. Gene Ontology annotation, molecular function: actin filament binding. Bases 1 to 849 code for a protein of 282 amino acids.